Molecule: messenger RNA, 639 nt
Organism: Drepanopeziza brunnea f. sp. 'multigermtubi' MB_m1
Lineage: Eukaryota; Fungi; Ascomycota; Leotiomycetes; Helotiales; Drepanopezizaceae
Source: RefSeq, a predicted model, not a curated record
AUGGUUGAUGAUCCUUUAUCUCCUGGAGGAAAAUGCUUAGAUGAAUGUACUCUACUAGCACGCUCUGUUAUUUGGCGAAGCCACGACCCCCGCAACAAAGAUAACACCACGGCUGGAGCUCCUACAGAUAAUGCGACCGCAGCCAACGCUUCCGCGAAAGACGCGGUAAUGUCGCAAGGACAAGGCGGUUUACCUUUGCAAAGUUCAACAGGAAUUAUAGCCAGGCUCUUUCACGACCAAGCAGGGAACUUAUAUGGAGUUUGGUGGUAUGACCAGGACCUUUGUGGCUGGAUCGGAUUUAGCUACAACUACUCUGCGGUGUUAGAGGAUGGAAAGCUGGAAAACGGAGUGAGCUGCUCAGAAUUUGCGCAUACGGUGAUCUCGAGACUUCUUCCAAUCUCUCGAUGGGGGGGGACCAACGAAUCGAGUUGGGCUUUAGUAGUGAAAAUAGAAGAAGAGAUCUACGGCGACGAGCCAUUUGCUCAAGGCAGGAAUCGUCAGGCAGAUGACUCUGUGGAUGCGGAAGGCCUACAGAAGUUCGAUCAGACCCUUCGUCUACCACCGAUUCAUUUUCACAACGGCUUCAGAAAGUCGGGCGAACUGGAAUGGUAUCAGGAAUCGAUAUCGCCAUCUGCGUAG